UUUAAAAAGAAGCUGUGAGCGACGCAGCAGCCGUGCGCCUCCCGCCUCCCGCCGCACACCGACCCGCUCCGCCGCGGCUCCACACGCUCAGGAUGCGGACGUCCCUGCUGGCCUGCUGCUGCAUCUUUGCGCUGCAAUGUUUCCCGAGCAUGUUCGCUCUCACGCUGCGCGGACCCGGCAGGUCCAGAGCUGCACCGGUCUCUGAGAAGUUCCUGGACCUGAGGAAGAGGGGAAAGGUGGCCGAGGACCUGGUGAAGGAGGUGAGUUCGUCCACCAGCACGCCGAGCCGACCUCGCUGCGGAGUACCGGACUACCUCACCCAGGAGGUGUACUACCGGGGCCGGCACCGCCAGAGACGCUUCGUGUUGAAUGGAGGACGCUGGGACAAGACAGACCUCACAUACAGGAUCGUGCGCUUCCCUCGGCAGCUGAGCGAGGAGACCGUGCGAAGGGUGUUUCGAGAAGCACUGAAGAUCUGGAGUGACGUGACACCGCUGAGAUUCAUCGAGGUCCACAGCGGGAAGGCCGACAUCAGGAUCAACUUCACGAGGUACUGGCAUUCGGACCACCUCCCCUUCGACGGCCGGGGGGGGAUUCUCGCUCAUGCCUUCUUCCCCAAAACCAGCCGGCAGGGGGACGUGCACUUUGACGCCGAUGAGGUUUGGACCCUCGGAAACCACGUGGGCACCGACCUUCUCCAGGUCGCCGCCCACGAGUUCGGGCAUGCCCUGGGCCUGCAGCACUCGCGUGAGCGGGGAGCCGUCAUGGCGGCGUACUACACCUACUUCAACCCGCUGAGGCUGAGCGAGGACGAUAAGAGAGGCAUCCAGUUCCUGUACGGACCUUCUCCACGGACCGUCACACGGCCACCAGCACCACCCCCAACCCCACCACCACCACCACCUCCACGCCAACCCCCACCUCCACGCCCGCCCCUGUCUCGCCCGGAGACCAACGACAUCCCCAUUCAUCCCGACGCCUGCCGUACCCACUUUGAUGCCGUGUCGAUGAUCCGGGGGGAGCUGUUCUUCUUUAAGUCGGGCUACGUUUGGAGGAUCAGGGACAGGCAGCUCGAGAGCGGCUACCCCGCGCUGGCGUCCCGACACUGGGCGGGAAUUCCCGACUACAUUGACGCGGCCUUUGAAGACAAGUCAGGGAAUAUUUGGUUCUUUCAAGGUCGGAACUACUGGGUUUUUGAUGCGGAGAGGCAGAUCAGGGGACCCGAGUCUCUGGACAGUCUGGGUCUGUUCACGCCUGGGAUCCAGGCGGCGCUGCGCUGGGGCCACGACCCCAACUACAACACCUACUUCUUCAGGUCAGGCAGCUACUGGAGGUUCAGCCCUGGCGAGAACCGAGUGGAGUCCACGUACCCGCGCAGCAUGCAGGAGUUCAGCGACAUCCCCGAGGACGUGGACGCUGCCUUCAGGGACGCCGACGGCUACGCUCACUUCAUCCGAGGACAGCAGUACUGGAAGUUCGACCAUCACAUGCACUUGCUGAGAGGCUACCCUCGCUACCUCGGCAUGGACUAUUUCAACUGCAGAAGCCUGUGAGACUCUGCAGGAUCACGUACGACGGCGGUGGAGAGUUUCUGGAACAAAGACUUUCAUGUGCUGCAGGUUUCAAAAGGACAAGAUCAUCUCCUUUAAAUCUGUUUAUGCUUCACUCCAUGUAUUGACACUCAGAUCAAUGUAUGCCUUCUUCUCAGGAAAUACCACGUGGCAUUCUCACAGACCUGGCACCUCCUGCACAGCUCUACUCAUAUACUUGUAUUUAUUUUGCACAUUUUUGUCACCGUGAGGCUGAGAUCCGUGGCUUCGCUCUCUUCGUCUGAGCCUGAAAGUCAGAUUUAGGUUCGCAGACAGAACCGAUGCCGGUGACUCUUUUACUCAGCUGGUUUGUGUUCUCAGCAGCGACGUGAGACUCACCCGCAGCAGGUUUGCAGCCUCAAAAAUCACAGAACAUGAAGUCAACAACAUAUAAAAUCUCAUUUUUUAUGAUAAAAAGUUCAUACUAGAGGGAUGAUUGAAGCCAAAGUUUACAACUUCAAGGACCAAAACAGCUUUUUAGCUAGUUAGACAGCAUGUAGUUUGUUAAAGCAAAAAAAAAAAACUAACUUACUUACUUUUUGCUGAUAAAACUAUUUUUCCACCUCGGUCAGUCAUAACGCCAUCUUCGCAUUUGUAGUUCUAUUUAGUGUCUUGCAGAUUCUGCUCUUUUUUUUUUUUUUUUUUUUUUUUUUUGCAUGCAAGUAUUAAAACAUGGGCAAAAAAGACUGAUAAUUGCCAUGUAGCACCUGUAUAACAUAUUUUUCUUAUUCUUGCUAUAAAUGAGCCAAACUGCAACCAAAAGCAGCCACAAACCUAUAUCGAGUGUAUGAGAGGAAAUGGACUCCAGACAGGUGAUGAUGUUAACAAGCAGUGAUGUAUCCCUUUCAACUCCGACCUCCAGAGUGCAAAACAUUUCAGUAAAAAAAAAAGAAAAAAAGUGUAAAUAUGCUGUUUUAAUAGGCUUUUCCUCUCAUACAGGCCCCGAGGCCUCAGGCUAACUCAGGUGUGUCUUACUUUAAAAACAACAACAACAAUACUGCUUUAAAGGACACUUUUUUUUUCUUAAUUUUCAUAUUUUUUACAUUAAUAUACCAGUUUUACUCUUAAGUUUUUCUCCAUGUUACACAUGUAUCUUCUCUUUCUUAUAUAAUGUGUGAUAAGUAACAUUAAGUGUUAAAAACCAAACAGUAACACCUCAGCUGUGUGUCAUAGGUUUGUGUUUGUUGAGCGUUACUCGCAGGCGAAGCUGCAGGGCGCCAUCUAGAGAGCAACGCCAGCGUCCUGCAGAGUCUUAACUUUGAAGAAGUCAUUCCUCAUCGGUCCCGUGGUGCUUUAUUCUUUAUUGAUCAGUGAGACGUUCAGCGACCACAGCGGUUCUUGGCCACUUCAACUAGCAAACGCCAGUUUUUAGUCACUAAGAUGAAAUUUCCCUCAAUCGUUUGUCAUUUAUAAAAUAAUAGUAGAAAGAUUUGAAACUGGCAUUGUUUUUACUACUUUUUAUAAUAUCUGGCAAAAAAUAAAAAAAAUACAUUUUUUGUUUUUAAAAAUCAGGUUUCUCCCAAAUCUUCUACUCAAAACUUUAAUAUACUGAAUGUUUAAAACCCGCUUUUGGCAACAUGGGGGCAGCAGAUCACAAGAAGGUUUGGGUGUCCGACAUGCAGAAGAUCGCCUCUAGUGGGACAAUGUGGUAUUAUAAGAUGUACCGGACCGUCCUCAUUAUUAUUAAUAUAUAAUAUAUAUAAUAUUAUUUAACAUAAUGUUAUUUAACAAAAAAUAAAUAAUCAGACGUGUUAAAGUGGAAGAACCGCUGUUGCAGCUCUGCGUCCCGACUGUAACAUUUGAUAUUUGAAGGCUUGGCACAGACUGUCGUGUUCAUCCCAUGUUUUAUAUUUCUUUUUUUUUCAGUGCAGGACACUGACAGGUCAUGACUCUUUUCAUCCAAUUAGACUUUGCUGUUUUUUUACAGUUUGAUGUUUGAAUCAGUUAAACUCAUUUCAAGUGUUAAUCAGUGAACUCUGUCGGCUUUACAACAUAUUUAUACACAAACAGCAAAGCAUCUUGUACAUACAUGUCAUAAAAUUGUUGUCUUUUUUAAAAUUGUUUGUAGCCUAUAACCUGUACAAAUGUAUGGACUAUCACGUAAACAAUUAAAGCUUAGCCUUUUCAUAAAAGUUUAAAGUUUGUAUCUUCUGACUAAUGAGAUUAAAUCUAAUCACUGAUGUUUAUACUU
Cololabis saira (Pacific saury) is the source of this 3780-nucleotide messenger RNA. RefSeq names its product matrix metallopeptidase 11a (gene mmp11a). The record is from RefSeq and is a predicted model, not a curated record. Bases 93 to 1553 code for a protein of 486 amino acids. Gene Ontology annotation, cellular component: extracellular matrix. Lineage: Eukaryota; Metazoa; Chordata; Actinopteri; Beloniformes; Belonidae. Gene Ontology annotation, molecular function: zinc ion binding; metalloendopeptidase activity. Gene Ontology annotation, biological process: collagen catabolic process; extracellular matrix organization; proteolysis. The transcript is spliced from 8 exons.